Molecule: messenger RNA, 1110 nt
Organism: Aphis gossypii (cotton aphid)
Lineage: Eukaryota; Metazoa; Arthropoda; Insecta; Hemiptera; Aphididae
Exons: 3
Coding region: 121-1005 (294 amino acids)
Source: RefSeq, a predicted model, not a curated record
UGUUUUGUACAAUAACGGUAACUUUAGGUUUUAAACUCGAUAUAUAAAGAACACGAAAAAAGAAAAUAUUAGUUAUUUAUUUAUUUAAGAGAUAUAUUUUUUUGGUUUUCCUGGUUAAAAAUGAGAACUCUAUCCAUAAUAUGUGUGGCUGUAACACUUCUACAGGUUCUUGAUGUAUCCAUCACUGGAAUUUCAGCAGCGCCAACUUCACCCAGAGUAGUUGCUCCAAGCAAUAAUGCGGCACCUAACCCAACGGUGAAAGUAAGAAUCGAAACUAGAGCAUUAAAAUCAGGAAUCAAAACCGCCUCUCCUAACAAUGGAGCUUCCCUUGAUCCCAAUAGCCAACCUGGAAUGGAUCCAAAUGACCAGGAUUCGUCGGAAGCUGAACCGCCAAAGACCAUCAAAGCAUCGGGUAAAAGAGUUCUUAAAACGGCUGCGUCGAUAGGCACCAAACGGGGAGCCGGUUUAUUAAACAGUAUCACUGGAGUUAUGAAAGGUACCGACGGUGCUUUCGACUUUUUUGGAAAGUUUUUAUUAGGUCAGUCAAAGAACGUGAAGGAAUUGGCAAAAAAAAGUUUUGAUAUGGUAUCGAGUUUGGGCAAUACUGCAACAAACGGAGCAAAAAAUGUAAUGAAUAGCGCCAAAACUAUUGGUGGCCAGGGUUCAAAAACAUUGUACAACACGUUACAAAAGACAACAAGGUUUGGAAAAAAAUUAACGAAACUUGGAGGAACUGUUAUGGACACACCAAUUUCUGUAGGCGAAGACCUAGUAACUACUGCCAACAGCAUUGCCAAAGUUCCAAGCAAAUUAUCGAGAAUGGGUAGUGAACGUUUGGUUAAACCAGCUUUGAGUUUUUUGGGACCAACCAGCGACGAAGAUGAAUCCGAAGAAGAAAACGGAGAAGAUGCACUCGAUGCCGAACCACCGAUAGCUCCACAAACUCCGCCUUCACCACCGAAGAAAGUAGUUAAAAAAAAACCACCAACAGCAACAACGAUUUAAUUUAAUAAGCUUAUAGAUAGAUAACAACUAUUAUAUUGUCAUAUUGAUAAUAUUUGUUAAAAUGUUAAGGAUAUGAUAAUAUUAAUAUAUAGAAGUAUAUACCUA